CAUUUCACCACUUAACCACUUGCUAUUGCCAGCAAUAGCUCAUGCUUCUCAUAUUCGUACUCGCUAUACACAUUAUCGGACACUAGGCUGCUACUGGAGUCAUCAACUAAAACUACAUCACAUGGAUCACGUGAGAAAUAUCACGUGUAUAAGUACUCAUCUCGCCAUCUCCGCCAUACUCCACCACCAACCAUGGACUACUCCGGAAGAGUCAACGCCAAGAAAGGUGGCGGUGGUGUGGCCGGCACCGAAGAGACAAAUGUUCACACUCGAAGGAGAAUCAAAGAGCUUCUCGCCACGCAAGUCUUGGACUUGGAAAACGACCCAUAUGUGUUCAAGAACCAAUUGGGUCUUCUUGAAUGCAAAUUGUGUCUCACGACCCAUGUGAGUGAAGCGUCGUAUAUCUCCCAUUUGGGAGGCAGAAAGCAUCAGAUGAAUCUCGAAAAGAGAAAGGUUUUGGACGAGAAGUUGAACCACAAGCAGUCCAAGAACAUCUCGGGACUCUCGAUUACAAAUACCCCCAAACGGAGCUGGGUCAAGAUUGGCAAGCCGUCCUACAAGGUGACCAAGGUGAGGGAUCCUGAGACGUUGAGGGUAGGAUUGCUAGUCAAUGUUAAAUAUCCCCAGAUUGGAGAGUUGGAGCCACGGUUCCGUAUCAUGUCGUACUACGAGUUGACUUCCAAGAACCAGAACGUUGCCACGUCGUUCAUCCACAGGGAGGCAUCGAAGGCAGAUGUCGAAAAGUGUCAGUAUUUGGUGAUAUCUGGUGAGCCAUAUGAGAACUUGUGCUUUGUCAUUCCAGGAGACAGGGAGAUCAGCAAGCCUGACGACAUGUUUGAGAUGUCCGAUACCUAUUGGUGGUACUGGGACAAGGAUACGAAGGAGUACUUUCUCCAGUUUAUGUACGGCGUGAAGUAGGUGAAGUGGUACAAUUCAGGAUAAAAUCCACGGGAUCAAACUCGUGACUAAAGCCCUUGUUCCGGUGUUUUCAUCAGCAUGUGUCUACUUUCAAAUGGCUAUUUGUGGUUUC
Messenger RNA from Suhomyces tanzawaensis NRRL Y-17324, 1030 nucleotides. RefSeq lists its product as uncharacterized. The transcript has a single exon. The record is from RefSeq and is a predicted model, not a curated record. Lineage: Eukaryota; Fungi; Ascomycota; Pichiomycetes; Serinales; Debaryomycetaceae. Gene Ontology annotation, cellular component: U2 snRNP; U2-type prespliceosome; catalytic step 2 spliceosome. Gene Ontology annotation, biological process: spliceosomal complex assembly. The coding region runs from base 193 to 918 and encodes 241 amino acids. Gene Ontology annotation, molecular function: zinc ion binding; nucleic acid binding.